Epithele typhae is the source of this 1215-nucleotide messenger RNA. RefSeq lists its product as uncharacterized. The transcript has 3 exons. The record is from RefSeq and is a predicted model, not a curated record. Lineage: Eukaryota; Fungi; Basidiomycota; Agaricomycetes; Polyporales; Epitheliaceae. The coding region runs from base 1 to 1215 and encodes 404 amino acids.
AUGAACAUUCCAGAGACUUUCUUUCCCUGGAACCGCUUCCCAGUCGAGCUGCAAAUUGCCGUCGUUCUGAACAGUCCCGAUGCAAACACCUUUGCUCAACUCAUGCGUGUCAGCAGCGCAGUCCGCGAUGUCACGGAGCCCGUGUUUUACGCCAUCCUAGAACCCGCGGACGACAAUGCGGUCAUAUCUCUCUGCCAGUCCAUCUCCUCCACCCCCCGGGACCGCUUCUCGCACACGCGCGUCCUUCACUUGCGCAACGUCGCCGCCGUGGACGACCGCGUCCUCCGAAGGCUUCCCACCCUCCUCCACAGCCUCCCCAAUCUCCGCGCCCUCACGAUAGAACCAUCCCGCCACCUGCUGUCCCUCAACAUGGCCGGGGGCCUCUUCACACUCGAACAUCUCGUUGAAAUCGGCGUCCCGCCGCUCCGCGCAUUCGCGACGACACUCGCCCUCUACCCGCCCGCCCUCUCGCGCCUCUUCGCGACGUGCCCAGACUUGCGCCACCUCGACGUGGGGCGCUCGCAGAUCCGCACGCAGUCCGUGCGCGCCGCAGACUACCGCAAACACCCGGUCGCGCUGCCCCGCGCGCUGCGCAGCAUGGUCUGCGCCCCGGCUUUCCUCCAACAAAAUGCAGACGCCCUCGAAGACCCGGCUUCGACUUCGCCCGAGCUCUCGCGCCUGCGUCUUGUGUGCGAGACGGGGACGGCUGUAUGUCUCCAGGACGUCAUGCGGUCUCUCGGCGCUCAGCUCGUCUCGCUGCGGCUGGGCGAGCUCGGUCCGACGACGCCGCUGGUGCCUAGGGAGGAGGAAACAUGGACAGUCGAGGAUGUGACGCGCGAGCUCCCGCAGCUGCGAUUCCUGCAGCUGGACAUGAUCCACCUGCGCCUCCCAUACAUCCACGACUCCCUUGUCUCCUGGAACAGCGAGCGACCCGCGGGGUCUACCUCCUCGCACGCUGGCGCCCGCCUCGCAAUCGCGUGGACGUACGUUCUCCCGUCCGAGAAGAAGAUCGACCGGGAGGAGGAUAUGGCGUGGGAGCACUUCUUGCACGCUGCCGCGGUAGACGUGGUGCAGGCCUGGCCGGACCAGGUCGCCAGAGUGUUCUACCGCCACUCGAACACGGCGCCGUACACGAGCAUCACUCUGCGAGAGGACGGGCUCACGGUGGUAUCUGUUCGCAUUGGAUGUUUUGCGCUCGAUGUGCGCGUCUUCUAA